This is a messenger RNA of Mycena citricolor, 341 nucleotides long. Lineage: Eukaryota; Fungi; Basidiomycota; Agaricomycetes; Agaricales; Mycenaceae. The record is from the annotation of a GenBank genome assembly.
CGCAGAUUGCCCAGAUCGCCCGGAGGACAGAGAGCUGGCGACGGAGGCGGUCCUUUUGCUCGAGCAGAUUGCUGUUGGAGCCAGCCAUGAAAUCGGCGAGACGCUGUCCAAGAUGGACAUGCGGAUCCCGCAACAGGGAAUGGAACAGUGCCUGGUACACACUACGAGGCUUGUUUCGAUCGAAAUCCCACAGCGUCUGGGGCAGCCCCUCGACAAGUUUCUCGAGCUCGUCAUCAUCAGAGAGAGACCGGACGGUCCACGUGAGAGCCCGUCUUUCUGUGUCAACGGUGGGGCGCAGUGCCGCCGAUUUCAGUGCAACAAUCAUGCUCUGGGACUGCGGA